Molecule: messenger RNA, 900 nt
Organism: Striga hermonthica
Lineage: Eukaryota; Viridiplantae; Streptophyta; Magnoliopsida; Lamiales; Orobanchaceae
Source: the annotation of a GenBank genome assembly
AUGGUUGUGUUCGUCUCCGCAGCUAAAUCCUUGAAAAAUUCAAAGCUUCAGCCUACUGCCCAGCUACUCUUCAGAUUCAAGACCAUUCGAACCCUUUUGCUCCAGUCGGCUUCUGAGUCCGUUAAGUUACAGAAACUCACCGAUUCGGAUUCCGGAAUCUUGGAGGUCAAUCUGGAAAGGCCUGGAACCAAAAAUGCUAUUGGAAAGGAUAUGCUACGGGGACUGCAGUAUACAUUUGAAGCUGUUAAUAAUGACCAUACAGCAAGAGUCAUGAUGAUCUGCAGUUCAGUUCCUAAAGUGUUCUGUGCAGGUGCUGAUUUGAAGGAAAGAAGGACGAUGACCCCAUCUGAAGUUCAGGAUUUUGUGCAUUCUUUACGCUCCACAUUCACGUAUCUUGAGACACUCCAUAUUCCUACAAUAGCCGUUAUCGAAGGUGCUGCACUGGGGGGUGGGCUCGAAAUGGCAUUAUCUUGUGAUCUUCGGAUUUGUGGCGAAGAUGCAGUGCUAGGAUUACCUGAAACAGGACUUGCUAUUAUUCCUGGGGCUGGGGGAACACAAAGGCUUCCUAGAUUAGUUGGAAAGUCGAUGGCAAAAGAACUUAUUUUUACUGGUCGAAAAAUUGGUGGCAGAGAUGCAUUGUCCAUGGGACUUGUCAAUCACUGUGUCCCUGCUGGUGAGGCUCGGUCGAUAGCUCUUGAAAUUGCUCGUGAUAUAAAUCAGAAGGGACCAUUGGCAAUACGUAUGGCUAAACAAGCUAUCGAUGGAGGAUUGGAGGUUGAUUUGUCGACAGGUUUGGCUCUAGAGGAAGAUUGCUAUGAGCAGCUCUUGCACACAAAAGAUCGCCUGGAAGGUCUCGCUGCAUUUGCCGAGAGACGGAAGCCUAAUUACACGGGCCAAUAA